Molecule: messenger RNA, 986 nt
Organism: Mastomys coucha (southern multimammate mouse)
Lineage: Eukaryota; Metazoa; Chordata; Mammalia; Rodentia; Muridae
Gene: Nkapd1
Product: NKAP domain containing 1
Exons: 7
Coding region: 129-986 (285 amino acids)
Source: RefSeq, a predicted model, not a curated record
GGCGAGCCCUCUCUGUGGGAGUCUCUGUGGGAGGGAAGCGUUUCCCCGGAGCACGACUUCCGGCCCGGAAGGAAGCCGCCGCCUUUUCUCCCACCCCGCCACGCGAGGCUGCGGCGCACGAUUAAAGAAUGUCACGGGUUCCAUUGGGGAAAGUCCUCCUGAGGAAUGUCAUCCGACAUACAGAUGCUCACAAUAAGAUUCAGGAGGAGUCGGACAUGUGGAAAAUCAGAGAACUAGAGAAGCAGAUGGAGGAUUCUUACCAGGGGACCAGAAGGAACACAGUACCCAGCAGCUCAAGUCGGAUGAGAAGUGAUGGUUUUGAUGAAGAAAGUCAGAGAGACUACUGGAGGUCAAAGAAUGAAUUUUCUGGGGCCCUGGAAGAUGAUUUUCUUAAGGCUAAAUCCUGGAACAAGAAGUUAUAUGAUUAUGAAUCCAAUAUACCAGACAGAUGGGGUCACAGUGGUUAUAAAGAGUUGUAUCCUGAAGAGUUUGAAACAGACAGUAGUGAUCAACAAGACAUUACCAAUGGAAAAAAAACAUCUCCCCAGGUAAAAUCUUCGGCCCAUGAAUCCCGAAAACAUAAGAAGUCAAAGAAAUCCCAUAAGAAGAAGCAGAAAAAACGGUCACACAAAAAACAGAAGAAAAACAAAAAGGAAGCUACGGACAUAACAGCAGAUUCCUCAAGUGAGUUCUCAGAGGAAACUCGAGCUUCUAGUACCGGGAAAAGGAAGCAACCACACAAGAGCAAGAAAAAAUCCAGGAAAAAGUCUCCUAAAAAGUCUUUACAGUUAGGGGGAGAAAGUGACACUUCUCAGUCAGAUGACGGUUCCGCAGCUAGCAGUUCUGAAGAGAUCGAGGAAAGAGACACUAAGAAAACCAAACGGAAAAAGAAAGAGAAGAGCAUCCGUGUUCCCGUGCCUGACCCUGAGGUACAGGAGAGGACAAGCAAGCGGAGGAACUGGAAGGUGGCUACUGAUACUUUGUAA